CACUCACUCACACUUGUACGUAGACGUACCGGUACCGGUAGAGAUUUGUUUGUUGUUGAUGCAUGCCACGUACGUUGAGAACUUUCCACGAAAAAUGCCUACGUAGCUAUACAGACUCGUGCGCCGUAACUCCUGGCGAAUAACGCUUCACCGUUCCGCUAAAGGAAGGAGCUAGAGCUAGCUUCAAAGACACCGGUCAACAUGUCGGCGGGGAAGGACAAUUAUCGUGAAGCCAGUCGGCUGUUGUUUCUUUGUGUCAUGUGGUAUUUAAGCAGCUUGGGACAGAAUGUCAUCAAUAAACAUUUAUUCACGGAAUUUCCUUAUCCAACGACUGUUUCAAUGUGUCAUAUGCUGGCAGUUGCGAUACUUUUGGAGCCGGUUUUGAGACUCUGGAAUGUGCCGGCUCCGGAAGUCAUUGACAGAAGACAUUUCUUCAUUUUGGUUUUACCUCUUGCAUUCGGAAAGUUUUUUUCAUCAGUUUCAGCAGAAUUUAGUAUUCUUAAAGUUUCAGUAUCUUUUGCACAUACUGUGAAAGCCACAAUGCCAAUAUUUACAGUAUUUUUAUCACGGCUGGUCCUAGGAGAAAAACAAACAACAAAGGUAUAUUUAGCAUUAGUUCCCAUCAUCUGUGGUGUGAUGAUCGCGACCUUGACUGAACUCUCUUUUGAUAUGUUUGGUCUCAUCGCUGCUCUGACUUCCACCAUUACCUUCGCCCUCCAGAAUGUAUACUCUAAAAAGGCUCUUCGAGACCUAAAGAUCCACCAUCUAAGGCUGCUGCUGAUGUUGGGCCAGAUAGGGUCUCUCAUGCUGCUGCCUAUAUGGUGUUUCUUGGACUUCAGAAGAAUCAUUGUAGAUAGAAAAGUACUUACAACUAUCAGCUGGUCAUACACCCUCACCCUCCUGUUCUUCAGUGGUCUUCUCAACUUCUUCCAGAACAUCUUUGCGUUCAGCGUCCUCAACCUGGUGACUCCGCUGAGCUACUCCAUCGCCAAUGCUUCCAAGAGGAUCUUUGUGGUUCUCAUGUCACUCAUAAUGCUCAAGAAUCCAGUCACGCCUCUCAACGUCAUCGGCAUGACAACGGCCCUGCUUGGAGUCACCUGUUACAAUCUGGCGAAGUUUGACCAGACCCGGUCCAAGAACGUCCUGCCGAUGGUGAACUCUGACCUUGUAGAUGGGCGCAUCUUGACGGAGCAUGAGAAGGCCAACGGGCACGCCAAGGCCUAUCAUGAUGUAUGACGCCAACUGAGAAGGGGUAUCAGCCCUACCUUCAGAGUCGGACGCAACAACGAAGCCAGGAUAUAUGAUGUGUGAUCCAUGAUGUGUGAUCUCUUGUGAGUGAGCCUGAAACUUAGCAUAUGAUGUACAGUCCAGUUUAGAUGCCCUGUAAAUUUACACAAUUUUCAGGUGUGUGCCCCUCCCCCCCCCCCCCCCCCAUCCCCCCGUUGAAUGGCCAAAAAAAAAUACAGAAAAGGUAGACAAGGAACCAGAGAAAGAGAGUGCAGAAAAAGGAUGAGAAAGAAGAUGAUAGGACCCGGAUCUGUCUAAGGGGCCAUUUUCGUAAUGUAAUCAAAUUCAAUGUACAAAUCUUUGUUAAGUGCCCCUUUACAAAUUAUUUCAUUCACCUGUUACGAAUAAUUGUAUUUCAACAGUCAGAAUGCGAAUUGCAUACUGAGGUAGGACAAGCCAUAAUGUUUGUCCCACCUAGCAACAAUCAAUGCAUGUUAUUCGCAUUCUGACUGUCGAAAUACAAUUAUUUGUUAACAGGUGAAUGAAAUAAUUUGUAAUGGGGCACUUAACAAAGAUUUGUGCAUUAAAAUUGAUUGCAUUACGACAAUGGCCUAUUGGUUUCCUAAUAGAUUCACAUUCUCUUUACCAUAGCCCCCCUCCCCCUCCCUCCCACACCCCCUUAAUGUCAGUGCCCUCUCAAUGGUUGGACCCAUGCUACGUGCCUCUACUCGUACAUGUACUAAAUAUCAACAAACCUUUUAUCGUCUCAGCUGGAAGCCAGAAGGGCCUUAGCUCUGUGUAAAUCAUGUAAGAUAAUGCCUUCUGGCUCUCAGGAGAUCAUAUAUGCUAAGCUCACUCUGCAAUCGUGUGCUAGGUUACAGGCUUCUCAUACUGAAUACUUCCAAGAUGUUUUCUUCUUUUUUUGUUCAAAAUUUUUCAGUUCUCUGUUUAUCCUCCCUUUUAUGACACUUUUCCAUCACAAGCCCACAAGUGAUCGUAAUGUUUCAUAGAAUCCUGUAUAACUUGAAUGUAACCAUAUUAAGUAUGCAUUAUACUGCCCCGAAUUGGACACUUAAUAAAAGAAGGGGGAAUGGCCCCAUUUCUGGAGGGCAAAGGUGAUGGUGGAAUAUUACAAAAAUUUGUUUAUUAAUCUUAAUCAUUAUUCAAAACUAUUAUUCUUUUGGCAUACCUGCUAGGCCAGAAGGAAACUUUGGUACCUGCAGAGCAAUUUACCAAAAUAUAAAUCUCCAAAUCUGAUACGUCUUUAGAAGUAAAGGUUUCAUAAUCUACUUAAUGAUUUUUCGGAGAAUGGAUUUCAUUUCAUUUUCUAAAAUUUGAUGACUACUUUUGACUAACUCUCAACCAAGACCCAUUGUGGUGUCUGUGAUUUCAGUACUACUUGCUAAAUCAAUAACCAUGUACAUUGUUCCAUUGUAGUUAGCUAUAAGAUACAAAUCCAUUUUAAUCAAGAUUGAUGAAAUCCUGUAGUUCACUUAAUUUGCCAAAUGACAGGUUUUGUACUAUACUUUAAUGGACAGAUCUGUAUUUGACAACAAUGACUAUUAACACGUUGCGUAAUAUGUGAGAGCAUUGUUGCCAACCAUUCCCGUUCUGGAGGAACAAUUCCUUUUUUUUUUGGCCUUCAUACUAAUGGUAUGAAUUCUAAAAUCUUCUUUUUAAAACCUUACAAAUACUCUGCAUUUGUAAUUUUGCUAUGAGAGAUUCUUAAGUUUUACUGUGAAGGGCAGAUAAGUUAGAUUUUCACAAUUUUACCCCCCAAAAAAAAAAUUCAAAGAAGAGAACAAUAUCAGGUAACAUCAGUGGAUGACAGUGAGAGAGAAAGAAAACAAAAAUUUCACACAGUUUCACCAGAAUUUCUGGAGCGUCUAGACUCUUGUUGGUACCCCUUCGAUGACCAACUUGUAUAUAUAGUAGAAAGAAAAAUGGAGUGCUAUUUAUUGUAAAAUAUUUCUAUUUUGGUAGCAUAUAUAUGCCAUCCUAACAAGGUAUGGGAUUUUAAAUGCUUUAAGGUAACCAGUAUUAUCAUGCCAGUAAUCUAUAGAUUCUAUACAUGUACGUUGCAGCAAUAUAACAAAUGUUUUGGUAUACAGUGCACCUCCAGCCAUCAUGAGUGUAUGGUGUAGGUGUUUGUAAAUGGAAAUUGAAUGGAAUUAUGUGAUUAUGAAUAGCAAAUUUGAUAUUGUGCUGCAGGAAAAUGGACAAGGUAGAUCAAACACGGAAAGGUUAAACGAUUUAUGUGCAAACUGUUACAAAAGUGAUAUUCAAUGACUACAGUGUAUAUGAAAUAUGUUUUGAAGAUAAUCUUGGUGCAUGGCAGGCUGUAAAUU
Strongylocentrotus purpuratus (purple sea urchin) is the source of this 3575-nucleotide messenger RNA. RefSeq names its product solute carrier family 35 member E1-like. Lineage: Eukaryota; Metazoa; Echinodermata; Echinoidea; Camarodonta; Strongylocentrotidae. Bases 202 to 1236 code for a protein of 344 amino acids. Gene Ontology annotation, molecular function: antiporter activity. Gene Ontology annotation, cellular component: Golgi apparatus. The transcript is spliced from 6 exons. The record is from RefSeq and is a predicted model, not a curated record.